UUUUAGGUUUUCAACUUGUUAAAUGAUAUAUAUACCAGUUGUUGCUCUCCUUCUCACCACAUCUACCUUCUCUCGAGCGGAUAACUCUUGCGAAUCCACGUGUACACCUGAUGGAUACCCACUACCGUGUGGAGUUUGGCUGAAAAAUGAGACGAAAUCCUCGACGUUGGGCACUUAUGCACUCAACAGCGGAGUAGCGAAGCUUUACUGCUCGUUCACUUCCCUUCCACAACCCGUUCAAAUUCAAUGGAUGUUCCGCCCAUCAGACAGUGUAAAUGCACAAUGGCGUGAAUUUCCGUGUGCCAAAAAAGAAGAGCACAAGAAUUGCCAAAAAGAAGAAAUAAUUGUGGAAUCAAAUUGUGAAGUACGAAUGAAUUCUCUGAAAAUGAGUGGAACCUACAAAUGUGCGGCCACAAUUCCCAAUCAUCACGAGCAGAGAUACAGAGCAUUCAGCUCCGAAUUUGCAAUUAAUGUAGUUGGAAUUGAACCAGUGAAAGUCAUUUCCAGUAGUCUACAACGCGACAAAAAUGGAGAAAUUAGUUUAGAGGUGUGCGCCAAUCCGCGUCCAGAAGUUUUUUGGCACACAACCGACGGAAUCAUCACUCCGGAAAAAGCUUCUUCAAGAUUUGCAGUCACUUCUCUGUCACAAAGAACAACUCUAAAACAUCGAAGUGAUCCAUUAUCCACGAUUUCUUAUUGUUAUCGGACAAGUCUUUUAAUCGAUAAAGUUCAUGAAAAUGAUGAAUUCCGAUUGUCGAUACGUGGUGAUUUGGAUAUUAUGCAUGAGGAGCUCAAGCUUAAAGUAAAGAGCUCAAUGUCCGCCUAUGGAAGCUACUUUGUUCUAUUAAUUGUUUCAAUUGCUUUUAUGUUUUGAUAUGUUAUCAGAUUUAUUUUUUCUACUCUCCGACAGUUAUAAAAUUGUUUAAAAGUACGGUAACCGGUCUCGCCACGACCGAAAAAUAGUUAAAUUGUGCCAACGAUUGUGCGUCUUUAACAAUUACUGUAGUCGAUAUUUCCUGAUUUUUUAUCUCACUUUCUCAAAUGAAAAAUCGUAAAAUCUAUAUUGCAUUUAUUUUUUAUUUAGCGCCUUUAAAAUUCAAAAGAUUUUCAAUUUAUUUUUUUUUUUGAAUCGUGAAUGGUGAAGGAGCCUAAAUAUAAAAUAAAAAUUCGAUUCAUUUUUCAGGAUAAUAUUUGUAAGUUUUCUUUCAAUUGACAUUUUUUAUUAUUCAAGUUAUAAAAAAUAAAUAGUUAUUUAAAUA
Caenorhabditis elegans is the source of this 1259-nucleotide messenger RNA. RefSeq names its product Ig-like domain-containing protein (gene zig-9). The transcript is spliced from 6 exons. NCBI's taxonomy places the organism in Eukaryota, Metazoa, Nematoda, Chromadorea, Rhabditida, Rhabditidae. The record is from RefSeq and is marked reviewed. The coding region runs from base 23 to 874 and encodes 283 amino acids.